AUGGCGGCGUACGGCCCAGCGACGGAUGGAACGGCUUCCGAGAUUGGCGGCUACAGAUUGCGCUUCCUCAACGACGAGUGGAACGACAGCAUCUCAAACGGCGAACCAUUCACCUUGCGAUGGAACUCGUCCCUCACCAAGGAUGAGUCCACGCUGGAGCUUUUCAAGGUUACAUAUCCGAAAGAGGGCAUCGUCUUGUACGAGUUGGUGUCAGACCUGACCGGUGCGUGCCUUGUCUGCUCCGUGACGUCCACCGACUUGCCGGCUGACGGUGACGUAGACUCGAUGAGCAGCGCGUCGUGCGUUUGGACACCCGACGGCCUGGAACCGGAGUUGUACACCGUGUGGCUUUCCCACGGUCAAGAUGCGCACGCAAACUGGACAAUGUCCCCUCCUUGGAUGCCAACAAACUCGUCGGGUAUAGAAGAUGGCAAACGCAAGACAAGCCGACAUAGAUUACACUGGGCGGCACCCAUCAUCAUACCGGUAGUAUGCCUGCUUGUUCUUUACGCCAUCUGCCUGACAACCUGCUUCGUGUACCGCCGCCGGAAAAAGGCAACACGGGAACGGGAUGAGGCGACAGCUCACCGAGAGGCGGGCCGCAACAAUUCGGUUGACUCGGCCACCACCGUCCUCACAUUCACCGAGUCGAACGCUGAAGAGGACAAAACAAAGUCCGGCAGCGAGAGCUGGAUAUUCCACAAUUCAUCCGCUUAUGAGUCGAAAGUCACGGUGGGGGGUGUCCCGGAAACGGACAUCACCGAGGUCAAGGUCGGAGAGCGUAUGCGUCAUAAUGAUGGCGCCAUCGGCAUUGGCUUGUAG
This is a messenger RNA of Drechmeria coniospora, 822 nucleotides long. RefSeq lists its product as uncharacterized. Bases 1 to 822 code for a protein of 273 amino acids. The record is from RefSeq and is a predicted model, not a curated record. The transcript is spliced from 2 exons. NCBI's taxonomy places the organism in Eukaryota, Fungi, Ascomycota, Sordariomycetes, Hypocreales, Ophiocordycipitaceae.